AUGACGUCCCAUUCACCCCCGCAACCGCCCAGCACCACCUCCUCCCCAACCAUAGACGAAGUCGACCGCGAAGCCAUCGCCGCCGAACAAGACGCAACCCCCUACCGCUUCCCGGGCCCCCACCCCCUCUCCCGGACGCACUCCCUCGCCGCCGAAGAAUCCCCCGUCUACUCCGACCAAGAAACCUACCGGCGCCGGCCCAGCGAUGAAAUCGAGCGCGUCUCGACCUCCUCCUCCUCUGCGGCCACCACUUCCGCCCGUCAACGCCACCAUGACAUCGACGGCCUGUCUUACCGUCCGGCGGCCAUGAGCCGCGUGCCUACGCAGCUCGAGCCCAUUGAUGCGCACCCCUCGGAGCUUGAGAGGAUAGCUACGCAGCGGAGUCAGCAGGCCGAGACGGUGGGAAGGAGGGUGAGUACGAGGAGGUCGAGGUGGUCGAGGAGGUCAGAGAAGCCGUUGCCGGCGUUUGGGGCGGGGAAGCCGUAUCCGCCUAUGCUGCCUGAGCGGGACGAGUAUGUUGUUGAGUUUGAUGGGACGGAUGAUCCUUUGCAUCCGCACAAUUGGCCCCUCAAGAAGAAGCUGUACACGGCCGCCAUCUUGGGCUACACCACCCUCGCCGCCGUCUUCGCCUCCAGCCUCUUCACCCCCGCCAUCUACUACAUCUCCGCUCACUACCACGUUGGCACCACCGUAGCCCUCCUAGGCAUAACCUGCUUCAUCCUCGGCUUCGCCUUCGGCCCCAGCUUCUGGGCCCCUCUCUCCGAGUUGAAAGGCCGUCGUCUCCCCAUCAUUAUCUCCAUGUUCGGCUUCACGCUCUUCUCCAUCGCCACGGGAACGGCAGAGAACCUGCAGACCAUCAUCAUCUGCCGCUUCUUCUCGGGUCUCUUCGGCGCGGGUCCCAUCGCCGUCGUGGCCGCCGUUUUCUCUGACAUGUUCGAUAACCGCACGCGAGGUAUCGCCAUUACGGUCUUCUCCAUGACCGUCUUCACGGGACCCAUGCUCGCGCCCUUUAUUGGUGGGUAUAUCAUGGAGAACCCGCACAUGAGCUGGCGCUGGACCGCAUACAUCCCCGCCAUCAUGGGCGCCCUGGCGCUGCUUCUCGACCUGUUCUUCCUCGAGGAAACCUACCCGCCCGCCAUCCUCGUCGAAAAGGCCGCCGAGCUCAGGAGGCGGACGAGGAACUGGGGCAUCCACGCCAAGCAGGAAGAAAUCGAAGUCGACUUCGGCGAGCUCAUCAGCAAGAACUUCUCGCGUCCCAUGCGUCUUCUCUUCGGCGAGCCCAUCGUCCUCCUGCUCACCAUCUACACGGCCUUCAUCUACGGCCUUCUCUACCUCUUCAUGACCGCCUACCCGGCCGUGUAUCAGCGCGUCCACGGGUUUUCCCCGGGUCAGGCGGGUCUUCCGUUCUUCGGGAUGAUUAUCGGCCAGUUGCUUGCCGGUGUGGCUAUGCUUCUUCAGCAGCCUGCGUAUCAGAGGAAGUUGGCGGCGAAUCAUAACAUUCCUAUUCCUGAGUGGAGGUUGCCUUCUGUUGCUAUUGGCGGUAUUUCUUUCACUAUUGGUAUCUUUUGGUUCGGGUGGACUGGUUUCACCAAGGAUAUCCAUUGGAUCGUGCCCACUCUUAGCGGCAUCCUCACUGGAUUCGGUCUUCUGUCCAUCUUCCUUCAGGCCAUCAACUACCUCGUUGAUGCCUACCUCAUGUUCGCCGCCUCUGCCAUCGCAGCCAACACCUUCCUCCGCUCCCUCGCGGGCGCAGCCUUCCCCCUCUUCGCCAACCAAAUGUUCAACGGCCUCGGCAUCCAAUGGGCCGCCACCCUCCUCGGCUGCGUCGCAGCCCUUCUCGUCCCCAUCCCCGUCGCCUUCUACAUCUACGGCGCCCGCCUCCGAGCCCGUAGCGCCUUUGCCCCCGUCAUGAUGCCCCCUCCUAGCCCCGAGGCUGAGGUCAACGGCGAGAAGGUUGGCGAUGCGGAUUUGCAUGGUGAGAGGAGGAGUGGGAGUAGCAGGGGGGAACAUAUGGUUUAG
Molecule: messenger RNA, 2019 nt
Organism: Scedosporium apiospermum
Lineage: Eukaryota; Fungi; Ascomycota; Sordariomycetes; Microascales; Microascaceae
Product: Major facilitator superfamily
Exons: 3
Coding region: 1-2019 (672 amino acids)
Biological process (GO): transmembrane transport
Molecular function (GO): transmembrane transporter activity
Source: RefSeq, a predicted model, not a curated record